Molecule: messenger RNA, 1048 nt
Organism: Dermacentor silvarum
Lineage: Eukaryota; Metazoa; Arthropoda; Arachnida; Ixodida; Ixodidae
Product: histone-lysine N-methyltransferase PRDM9
Exons: 4
Coding region: 8-1048 (346 amino acids)
Cellular component (GO): nucleus
Molecular function (GO): protein binding
Source: RefSeq, a predicted model, not a curated record
UAAGACCAUGCCCGAUGGGUUGUCUGUGCGCCGUUCAACGAUCAAAGGCGCCCAGCACGGCGUGUUUACCUUGAAGCGGCUGCCCAAGAGGCUGUGCUUUGGGCCGUACGAGGGCGUCAAGGUGGACAGCAGCGCUGCAGACGGCUACACCUGGCAGAUCCGCCAGAACGGCCGAGUGUUCCUGGUGGACGGCCGCCCUUUGGACCGUACCAACUGGAUGCGCUACGUUAACUGUGCUCCAGAGCAGAGUCAGCAGAAUCUGGUGGCGUUCGUGCGCCAGGGAGCCGUGUACUACCGCACGUGCAAAGUGGUGAACACCGCAGAGGAGCUGUUCGUGUGGUACGGUGACGAUUUCGCCAAGCAGCUAGGUCUCGCCGGCAACACAGGGGAACAGAACCAUGCGGCCGAGGUGGACGUCGCUGCAGCACCUGAGGUCUUCUCCUACGAGGAAUGCGGCGAUCAGUUCACCGUGAAGCAGCUGCUGAACAACCACCGGCGACGCAAGCACAUGCAAAAGCCUCAAAAAAAGCACCAAUGCGUCCACUGCCCUUACUCCAGCAACAGAAGGAACGACAUCACCAAACACCAGAGGAUACACACGGGCGAGCGGCCUUUCAUGUGCCACAUCUGCGACAGGGGCUUCAACCGGCGAGCACAUCUCAGAGGCCACAUGGUGGUCCACACGGGGGAGAUGCCGUACGGGUGCCCAGACUGCGGCCAGCGGUUUACGCAGGUGUCAAACAUGACAACUCACCGGAGGCUGCAGCAUUCGGCUGAAAACGCUCAACAACAUGUGUGCCCCAAGUGCGAAAAAGCAUUCACCCUUAGGAGGAAUCUCACCAGACAUCUGCUUAUUCACACGGGUGAGAAGCCGCACGCCUGCUCUGAGUGCGGCAUGAAGUUUGCACAGAGCAGCCAUGUCAAACGACACAAACAGGUCGUCCACGGCCGCGAGUACCCGCUGAAGUGCCCGCACUGCGGCAAAGGGUGCAUCAACAUGGCAAACCUGAGAAGACACGUGCGGGCUCAUCACAACGACGACGACUAA